Trichobilharzia regenti is the source of this 608-nucleotide messenger RNA. The record is from the annotation of a GenBank genome assembly. Lineage: Eukaryota; Metazoa; Platyhelminthes; Trematoda; Strigeidida; Schistosomatidae.
AGCUUGGACCACGAUUGCCUACAAUCUCUCAUCUUCUCUUCAAAUGAUCUCCUUCGUGUAACCCUAAGAUGGCCGCUUGUCGCUUCCCAUUAGGAUUCUAUUCGAGCGAUGACCUGCAUUGCGCGUGAUAUUAUCAACAGUCUCCUCGAUAUAUGCUUAAUCCUCGCCUAGUUAACCAGCUUGCUAAUUUCCUAGCUGAUUCCAAGCCCGCGUUAAAAGGAAGGGUUGGGCGUAAGACUAGCAACCCUACACCACUAAACCUAUCAAACCGCUGGAGAAACUUUAGCACACAAAACGCCCUGCAACAGCCUGUUGGAAAUGCAUUUUUCACUGACAUGAAAGAUACUAGACCCCCCCCCGCUUCCGGGAUUAUCAAAAUUUAUAGCCUAGUGAAUUUAUUCCCUGAGAAGUAAUUAGGCUGUUGAAAGGAUAGAGAUGUUGGAAUUUGGAGUUUCAGUGUGUCAGAACACUCAUCGUUCACUGAGAUAGUAAUGUAUGCAAAAGUGAUAACUCCUAAAAAGGAUGAAACACUCGCGCACCUUGACGAUUCCCAUUGGAAGUCACUAGCACUAGGUGUAAAUUGAAAUUCGCAAGUGUUAGAUUGCAAG